CCUUUGCUUUCUUCCUUUUCUAUCUUUUUUUUUUUUCAACCUUCAUUGAUUUCUUCCUAUCCUUACUGUUUUCAAAUUAUUGUGAUAACGUACAUAAGUCAAUACUUUCAUACGUUGUCUCUUUCGUUCUCUUUGUGUUCAUUAUUUUCGUCCUUUUCUAUCAUUCUAUUAUUCCCCGUUCGUUCGGUUAAUAUAUUAAUCGGGAUAUUGUGAAUUUCAUUCGUUCGAGUUUCGGUGUUAAUUUCGAUUAUUUUAAAUUCGUGCUGAAUAAAAUUCCUAUUGAAUUUUACUAAGAGGAAGAUCUGCUUUUCGACCUUGAGGAACACCUCUACGAAAAAAUCAGAAGCAAUAUUCACGAUUGACUGGACAAGAUACUACUGGAGGACAUUUGUGUUUAAUUUUUGUGUGUUGCUCAAGUGAAAUUUUAAUUUUGGUGGAUAAACGAUUUAAAGAAAAAAUAAUUAAAUAAAUAAAAUAAAAUAAAACGGAGAUUCUUCAGCUCCGAUCAAUUUUUCUUUUCUGUAUAUUUUUCUAACAAAAAAAUUCGUACCGAUCAAUCGAUUUAAUAAGUCGGCCAUUUUGUUGAUAUCGCUAAGUGUUGCUCAACUUAAUACACGUUGUAUACGUAUAAACCGGAAGUUCUUCAACGUCUUCGUCGUCAUCGUCAUCGUCAUCGUCGUCGACGAUGUCGAGGAUCUCAACCAGUGUGACAAUGGAAACAUGAGGACCGUCAAAAAUCUUCAAGCCAAUCGAACCACCUUCGUUCUGACCGACCAUAAAUGACCGACGUGACGCGGCCAAUCGGGAAUAUUUUCACGCAAAAUGAUUCGCGCCCUUGUCCUUCUCUGCAUGGCCGUUCUACCACUCGUACGAUGCCACAAGAUUCACGAGCAUAUGACAAGGGAGGAGAUGUUAUCGGUGUUUCACACGGGACACGAGUCUGUACCCUCGUAUGAAAUCGUGCCAGUAUUGCACUCGAUGAGUAAAAGAAGUCCUGAAAAAAAAACGGAGAUACAUUUAAAGGCAUUUGGAAGUGAUAUUAGUCUAAUGUUAAAACCAACGAGAGGAUUAUUGUCGCCUAAUCAAUUGCCAAUGUGGACUGUUACAAAGAACGACUCACAUCCUGAUGGUCUUCGUUACGAACGUGUAUUGGAAACCGACACCGAUAUCGGUGACAUCUAUCAAGAUACAAGAAACAUGGCGUCGAUUCUGCUACACCAGGACGCGAAUGGGAAAGUGCUCGUUGAUGGCCAUAUCGGUUCAGAACUGGUGAUACGACCGCUCCCAGAACGUGUUAUCCAGGAAAUCGUCAACAAAAAUAUCAGUUUAAUGAAUCCAACAUUAUUACCAAAUGUAACGAACGUUAUGAUGAACGAUUUGAAUUAUACGAGUCAUCAUGUUGUUUAUAAAAAAUAUCAUAAACCAAUCGACGACGAGUACAGCGAUUAUGCAUUAAUGGAGCCCGAUCAUCUUGCCAAAAAAUAUAGAAAGAAACGUUCCUUGAUCAAUAGAUCGAAACGAGAAGCUCCGUAUGUUAUUUAUCCAGAAAUUCUUUGUAUCGUAGAUUACGAUGGAUAUAGACUUCACGGAGGUGAUAACGUGCAGAUAAAAAGGUACUUCGUAUCAUUUUGGAACGGGGUCGAUUUGAGGUAUAAAUUAUUGAAAGGACCAAAAAUACGUAUCAGCAUUGCCGGAAUAAUAAUAUCGAGGGGUAGAGACGCGACACCAUAUUUAGAAAGAAAUCGUGUUGGAAGAGACGCCAUUGAUUCGGCAGCUGCUCUUACCGACAUGGGAAAAUAUCUUUUUCGAGAAAGAAGACUUCCUGUAUAUGAUAUCGCCGUUGCAGUGACGAAAUUAGAUAUGUGCAGGAGGCAAUACGCGAAUGACGUGUGCAAUAGAGGAACCGCAGGACCGUUUUUUAUUGGAUUCGCAUAUGUUGGUGGUGCCUGUGUUGUUAACAAACGCUUAGAAAAGGUCAACUCUGUAGCCAUCAUUGAAGACACUGGUGGCUUCAGUGGUAUCAUCGUAGCGGCACACGAAGUUGGUCACUUGUUAGGUGCAGUACACGAUGGUUCACCACCACCGAGUUAUCUUGGUGGACCUGGUGCUGAGAAAUGUCGUUGGGAAGAUGGUUACAUUAUGAGCGAUCUUAGACAUACUGAAAAGGGAUUCAAAUGGUCCCACUGCAGUGUCUCGUCCUUCCAUCAUUUUCUAAAUGGUGACACUGCAACGUGUUUGUACAAUGCACCUCACGAAGACGAGGCACUGCCAAGAGUUUUACCAGGCAAAUUACUCUCGUUAGAUGCUCAGUGCCGUAAGGAUCGUGGUACCAGUGCUUGUUUCAAAGACGACAGAGUUUGUGCACAAUUAUUUUGCUUCGAUGCUGGAUCUGGUUAUUGUGUCGCUUAUCGUCCCGCAGCUGAGGGCUCACCAUGUGGCGAUGGCCAGUACUGUCUCAAUGGUAAAUGCGUCGCCGAACAUGAAAAUAUAAUACCUGAUUACACCCAAAAUAUACCAACUUAUGUACGUCGAGAUGGUAGUUUCGGACCACCUGCGAACAACAGACCGAUAUUUGCACAAUAUAAUAACACCGAUUACAGGUAUCCAUGGGAAGGAACAACAUAUACAUCGCCAAAAUCAAAAUUUAAAUAUUCCCCAUACAUAACCCCAAAUUUAUUGACGUCAAGUACAACAACAACAACAACGACAACAACAACAAACCAUAAACGUCAAUAUACACCUACAUCAACGGUAUACAAAUACACGUACACGACUGCUAAUAAUUUACUUGCCAUUAAUGACAAAAUCAAAAAUAAUAGUAAUUAUAAUAAUAACAACAACAACAACAAUUUUGGAAAAAUCAACAAUGGUGUUAAUCGAACAACUACGACUAGCAAGAAAAACAACAGAUAUAAUUUUAAUUUCCGUUACAACGUCAAUUCUACUCCAAAAGUUGUUAACAAUCCUAACGACGUGAAUUAUCCAAAAAUUAUAUCGUUCAAACGUAAGACCACGCCAACUGUGACGCCAUUUUCUCCGACGACAUUGGCUCUUCUUCAAAAUGGCCUCCAAAAUGGCCAACAGAAUGGCGGUCGUGAAACAGAGGGCGAUGAGUGCACGGACCUAGGGCCCGAUUGCUUGGAUCUGAUUGACAGGCUGGGAACAUGGCUGUGCCAUUUGCAAUCUGUAAAGAGCCGUUGCUGUGCGUCCUUGAAGACUAUCUGCCCUUAAAAAAAAAAAAAAAAAAGAAAAAAAAGAAAAAGAAAUACAGCAAACACUUCGGAUAUCUUCGAGGUUAUCUAUGAACAAAAUAAAAAAAGAAAAGAAAAGGAAAAGCAAGAAAAUAUAAAAGAAAAAGAUCAACUAUC
Vespula pensylvanica (western yellowjacket) is the source of this 3368-nucleotide messenger RNA. It is a transcript of the gene sona, whose product is annotated as A disintegrin and metalloproteinase with thrombospondin motifs 8. Lineage: Eukaryota; Metazoa; Arthropoda; Insecta; Hymenoptera; Vespidae. The record is from RefSeq and is a predicted model, not a curated record. The coding region runs from base 823 to 3231 and encodes 802 amino acids. Gene Ontology annotation, molecular function: metalloendopeptidase activity. The transcript has 19 exons. Gene Ontology annotation, biological process: proteolysis.